Molecule: messenger RNA, 435 nt
Organism: Peronospora matthiolae
Lineage: Eukaryota; Oomycota; Peronosporomycetes; Peronosporales; Peronosporaceae
Source: the annotation of a GenBank genome assembly
AUGGACCCUCCUACCACCAAUCAUCAAAAUGGACAUUCUGAACCACCUACUUCCCCUGGAUUCAUGAACACCACCAUUGAGGAAGAAGUUCCCGUGGAAGACGCCUCCCGCGAAGAAACGGUUCCAGUCCCUCCAGGCCGGAACUCUGCUAAGGCCGAGAAAGCUGCGAAAGCGAGAGCCCUGCAGCUUGCUCAGAAACUUGAGAAGGUACAGCGCGUCCAUACGACGUCUUUGCUUAUCGAAGAAACAUUCAUCACCCACGGGCUGUCCAAGUCGGAGGUGAAGGAAGUACUCAAGCAGCUUGCUUCGAGGUACCAUCUACUGGCCAUUCAUACGUACCAGACUCCCGUGGUCUUUGGCGCGACGAGAAACCAGAGUUCGAAGAAGAGACCUAGGAACCAGCAACCCGUUAGCAAAAAGAAAUGGAGACGUUAG